ACGCAUCCUCUUCCUCACUCCACAUCGUCUAGAUUAUGGCUUCUCUUACUGCCUUUGUUUUUCUCUCAAUCCUCCUCCUCCUCCAUCCCACCACAUCUUUGGGAAGCUGCUCAUCAUCUCAUCUUGCUUCUGCCGAUGAAGAGUUGUGCAAAGGUGUGGCAUGUGGAAAGGGGAAAUGCAAGCCUUCUCAGAAUAGUACGUUUCCUUUUGAGUGCCAAUGUGAUGCUGGGUGGAAACAGACUCGUGUCGAUACUGAUGAUCAUCUCAAGUUUCUCCCUUGCGUGAUCCCCAACUGUACACUUAACCACGGUUGUGCAGCAGCCCCUGCCCCUGUCCAGGUCGAAGGAACUCACGCUAAUUCAUCAGUUCUUGAUCCCUGUCACUGGGCUGAUUGUUGAGGCGGCUCGUGCAAUAAGACAUCGACCUUUACGUACAACUGCGUUUGUGCAGAGGGUUUCUAUAAUCUUCUUAAUGUCUCUGGCUUCCCAUGCUUCCACAUAUGUGCAAUUGGUCACGAUUGUGCAAGCCUUGGCAUCUCCAUGGCAAACAAGUCUAGAGCUUCAGCUCCUGCGUUAGCCGUUAAUGGUAAUAGGCUAAUAGCCAAGGUGAGGUUAAUUGGCGCUUUAAAACCGUGUAUAGAAUCUUUCUCUUAGUUCUACCUUACAAAUCAAACAUGCUUUUAUUCAUUCUCACUACUAGAAUAUAUCAAGGAUAUAGUGCUGUGUAUUUUAAUUUGCUUGAUUAAUUAAAACUUGGACGACUUUUUGUCACUUGCAGCGGUCUCAAACCUACUCGGAGAUUACCAUUGGUUUAUAAUCCUGUUUUUGUCGCUUGCUAUGGUUAACUGACUCAAUGUUUCGUUGGGUUCCCCACAUUGUUUCAUUAUG
This is a messenger RNA of Rubroshorea leprosula, 887 nucleotides long. Lineage: Eukaryota; Viridiplantae; Streptophyta; Magnoliopsida; Malvales; Dipterocarpaceae. The record is from the annotation of a GenBank genome assembly.